AUGUUCCAAUCAAAACCCUACUCGGCCGUCACCGCCACCAUUGAAAACCUCACCGCCGAGAGUUUCGCCGAGGACGACCUUUCGGGCAUCGUCGAGCUCAUCGAGGCUAUUGAGCUGCAGGCGUCUGGCCCGACCGAGGCCGCGCGCGCCAUCCGCAAGAAGCUCAAGUACGGCAACGUGCACCGGCAGGUCCGCGCGCUCGCGCUGCUCGACGGCCUCAUACAGAAUGCGGGGCCGCGAUUCCGGCGCACCUUUGCCGACGAGCCGCUGCUCGAGCGCCUGCGCGUCUGCGGCUCUUCGGACCUGACCGACGCGGCGGUGCGCAGCAAGUGCCGCGAGCUGUUCCGCGAGUGGGCGCAGUACGCAAAGACGCCGGGCUUGGAGCGCAUCGCCCGGCUUCACAAGGAACUCCCCAAGCGCAAAGUCGGCGUCACCCAACAACGAUCCAAAGUCAUUCGCGAGACCGAAGAGAACCCAUUUGGCGACGACGAGGAAGAAGAAGCCACCCGCCGCGCCGCCGACGCCGCCGCCACAGCCACAGCCCCAUCUUCCUCUGCCGGGCCCUCCCAUAAAUCCUCGCGCUCUACAUCGCUACCCAGCAGCGGCAGCGGCAGCGGCAGCACUGGCUUGUUCUCCUCGCUGACCAAAGAUUCGUCGUCCAAGAAACACUCAAAAAAGGGUGGCAAGCGAAAACCAUUCAACCUCGAGGCGGAAAAGGAGCAGAUGAAGACUGUGAUUGCCGAGUCCUCGAUUGCCAGCAUCAACCUGUUGAACGCCCUGCAGAGCAUUAACCGCGAGAAGGAGCGCAUAUCUGCCAAUCAGACGGCCGUGCAGCGCUUCGAGACAUGCAAGCAGCUGCGCCGGCGCGUGCUGCGCUACAUUCACCACGUCGAGCACGAGCAGUGGCUUGGCGGCCUGUUGCACGCCAACGACGAGCUCGUUCACGCGCUCAUGACGUAUGAGCAGCUCGACCAGUCCAUCGACGCUGAUAGCGACUCCGACGAUGAAAUUGCCGAGCAAGCUCACUUAUACAAGAUGGUCGCCGCGCAAAGGGGAAAAGAUGCAAGCACCGCAGCCACUCACGAGACCCCCGCCGCGGACCGGCUCACCCUCAACGAGCCCAGCCCCGUGACCGCCAACUUUUCCUCUGGGACGACUCCUCUCGCUUCAGCUGCCGCCGCCACCACCACCGCGUCGCCCAAGACGGCACAUCACCGGCCGCCGGUUGUCGCGCCGGGCGAUGACCUGGAGAGCGCGUCCGAGGACGAGGACGAAGACGAUCCGUUUGCGGAUAGCCACGCGGCGGGCACGCCGGCGGUGGAACGAAGUGAGCCUCGGUGGUGA
Molecule: messenger RNA, 1344 nt
Organism: Beauveria bassiana ARSEF 2860
Lineage: Eukaryota; Fungi; Ascomycota; Sordariomycetes; Hypocreales; Cordycipitaceae
Product: VHS domain-containing protein
Exons: 5
Coding region: 1-1344 (447 amino acids)
Biological process (GO): actin filament organization; endocytosis; actin cortical patch localization
Cellular component (GO): actin cortical patch
Molecular function (GO): ubiquitin binding; phosphatidylinositol binding
Source: RefSeq, a predicted model, not a curated record